Messenger RNA from Penicillium angulare, 1014 nucleotides. Its product is annotated as non-structural maintenance of chromosomes element 1 family protein. Gene Ontology annotation, molecular function: ubiquitin-protein transferase activity. Gene Ontology annotation, biological process: DNA damage tolerance; double-strand break repair via homologous recombination. The transcript has 3 exons. Bases 1 to 1014 code for a protein of 337 amino acids. Lineage: Eukaryota; Fungi; Ascomycota; Eurotiomycetes; Eurotiales; Aspergillaceae. The record is from RefSeq and is a predicted model, not a curated record. Gene Ontology annotation, cellular component: Smc5-Smc6 complex; nucleus.
AUGGACAAUGAAUAUGAUGACAGCAACCGAGCCUUUUUGCAGGCUUUCAUGGGUCGCUCGUCUAUGACCUUCGAGGAAGCUCAGCCCAUACUAGCUGCAAUUAUCUCCGCACGCGAAAACCGAGAGGUUGACGUGGGAGAUAUCACCGAAGAACACUUCACAUCGUACGUCGGCGCCGCCAACACCGCUAUUUCUCAAUUCGACCUUGAGAUCAGAAGUUCUUUACGCCAAACAUCAAAACAAAACGAUGAAGAGAAUACAGAUAACUCGCCAACAAGGGUGUACGCUCUUGUAAAUACUACCAGUGACUCUCUAACGCAACUCGCGACAUCCUACUCCGCAGACGAGAUUGCCUUUUUGAAGCGCGUCCUUGAUUGCAUGUUCGAGAAAAAUAACACCCGUAUUUGUGAAGGAAUGGUCAUUACACCCAUGGAAGCUGUCAAUCUCCGCACAGCGACUGAAGCCAAUCGACGACGAUCAACGAUUGGCGAGACUCAGCCAGCACAAGACGGGGCAGCGAACAAUUUGAGUCUAACGCAAGCUGAAACCAUGAUGAAUCAGCUCGUUGAAGAAGGGUGGUUUGAAAAGAGUGAAAAAAGCUACUUCAGUUUGAGUCCUCGGGGACUAAUGGAAUUACGUGGAUGGUUGGUUGCGGAAUACAAUGAUGAUGAGUCGGACGGACGAAGAGCGGAUCGUAUCAAGUUCUGCGCUGCCUGCAAGGAUAUAAUUACUGUGGGACAACGAUGUGGCGACCGCGAGUGCCCAGGCCGACUCCAUGAUCAUUGCAUGCACAACUUCUUUCGUAUUCACCGGGCUGAAAAGUGUCCAGUAUGCAAGAAAGACUGGCCUGGGGACAAAUAUGUUGGCGAGAGAGCCGUGAGAGCCAUGAAUCGAAACAGGGCUAGCGAUGCUCGACAGUCUAUUCGUUCACCUGCGGUGGUACGUGGAUAUGAUGGAAAUGAGGAUGAAGAAGGAGGUAGUGGCGAAGACGCAGGCGCCGACGAAGAGGGUUGA